Clarias gariepinus (North African catfish) is the source of this 2057-nucleotide messenger RNA. RefSeq names its product adenosine deaminase tRNA specific 2 (gene adat2). Gene Ontology annotation, cellular component: nucleus; cytoplasm. Gene Ontology annotation, molecular function: tRNA-specific adenosine-34 deaminase activity; zinc ion binding. The coding region runs from base 1122 to 1766 and encodes 214 amino acids. The transcript is spliced from 7 exons. Gene Ontology annotation, biological process: tRNA wobble adenosine to inosine editing. The record is from RefSeq and is a predicted model, not a curated record. NCBI's taxonomy places the organism in Eukaryota, Metazoa, Chordata, Actinopteri, Siluriformes, Clariidae.
UUUAAGCCGGGUCUCACUACAGAAAAUGUGUGCUUUAUACCAGAUAUUGCGCUAAAAGCAGAACGCGCUGAUGUUCUUUACACAUAUAGAACUCCUGAUGGAUGAAUUUUGACUUUCAGGUGCUUCCUACUCCCUGCUCCGUUUGCAGAAAGUGUCGGUGGACUUCCCUAGGCAAAACUUCACCAUUCGGAACAUCCUGCGAAGUCACCAGUGCAGACGUCACUUCCUUCGUGCGUUACCAUAGUAAUAUAAGGCUAUAUUGGAUACCUGUCGCUGCUGCUAUGGAUAUUUCACACCACCGACAUUUAAUAUUGAAUAUUUCUUAAAACAAAAACUGAUACCAUUAUGAAACAUAUACUACUGAAACUAGUAUACCUUAUAAAUACAUUAUUGAUUAAUAAUAAUAAUAAUAAUAAUAUAUUAAUCUUUUUUCGAGCUCCAUUUUUUCAAGCUCCAGCGAGACGCAAUGACUGAUUUUUCAUUUCCUUUUCCGGUAAAGUGAAGACCUGAUGUUCACUUGUUCCCUACACCGUUCGCAGUUCCCUUUGCUCCCUGCAGUUUGGAAUCACACUUAACAUGGCUUAACAACCUGUGAAGUAUCCUUCGCAGGGUACUUCGGGCCGAUUGGAACGCACCUAUCUACUACAAUCGCAUCUUCCGUCUCUACAGCAGCCGGAUGAUGACGCAAUAAAUGUGCGACGCUGUAAUGUUUGGAGACUAGGCUCUCCUGUGUGUGUGUUCAUUGAAAACAAACAGGGUUUAGAUAAACUGCAUUUUCCAUGCAAUUAUCAGUGUUGUAUUUAAUUUGACGAGUAAUUAAUUCUUAAAAACUCACCUUUUGUACUCUCUAUUUUUCUAUUACGCAGCUACUACAAACAAUACCGCGUUCGCUUCAUAAACCCAAUACAUGCGGCAUGAUGUUUUAUUUUACAGCAGGAUACAUAGUAGAUGCAUUCUGUACAUUCUAUUGGCCUUGUGUAUGAUAUGACUGUUUUGUGGUGAUUAAGCUCCAUUGACCUGUCCCCGAGUGGAAACGCGUCAUAGACACUCAACGUUCCUCUUUCCACUGGAUCUCGCACACAUUAAAUUUAUAAUUUAAUGCGUAAAAGAAGUCUAUUCUAAUGUAUAUAAUUAAAAUGCGACCAGACAGCACAAAAAAUGAUGUAAAAGAUUUCCUCCAGCCCUCAGACACAGAGCUUCAGAGAUGGAUGUCCAGUGCGUUUACCAUGGCGAAGGAGGCUCUUGAAAGUGGAGAGGUUCCUGUUGGAUGUCUUCUGGUGUACAACAAUAUGGUUUUAGGCAAAGGAAGAAAUGAGGUGAAUGAAACAAAAAAUGCUACACGCCAUGCUGAAAUGGUGGCACUGGACCAGAUGUUGGACUGGUGUUCCCACAGAGAGCUGGACCCAAAGGUGGUGUGCAGGAACACUGUCCUCUAUGUGACUGUCGAACCCUGCAUCCUGUGUGCCGCUGCUCUGCGUCUGCUCAACAUCCCACUGGUUGUGUAUGGAUGUAAGAAUGAAAGAUUUGGGGGCUGCGGGUCAGUCCUGGACAUCUCGUCAGGGGAUCUUCCCCACACUGGAACAUCAUUCAAGUGUCUACCAGGACACAGAGGCGACGAGGCUGUUGAGAUGCUGAAGACGUUUUACAAGCAGGAGAACCCUAACGUGGUAAAGCCUAAAGUAAGGAAAGAAGUUGUCGGUCCAGCAGGGGGCGCCAUCAGCACGCACACAGAAGCAGCUCCUCUCGAGGUUGAAAUGGAAAACUAAAUAAAACUCACACUUCCUUUCCUCCAGCUGUGACAGACUGCACUGUGUGGUUUACAACAACUUUCAUCUUUUAUGCUUCGACUCCUCCUCUUCUGUCUGUCCUUAUCUAACCCUGAGUCACAUCGUUUGCAUAAAACUGAGUGUUAAUGCUACAGUAGCUGUAAACACAUACUGUAAAUGUUUUUUAAAAUCUUGCUUUCUUAAUAAAUUAUUUUAAAAAUUUAUUAAGUUAUUUUUGUCACAGUUUUAACAUCUUUUGUCUAAUCAAAUAAAUCCUGAAGUUAAUCUAAA